Molecule: messenger RNA, 2440 nt
Organism: Ochotona princeps (American pika)
Lineage: Eukaryota; Metazoa; Chordata; Mammalia; Lagomorpha; Ochotonidae
Gene: ALX3
Product: ALX homeobox 3
Exons: 4
Coding region: 108-1139 (343 amino acids)
Biological process (GO): regulation of transcription by RNA polymerase II
Molecular function (GO): DNA-binding transcription factor activity, RNA polymerase II-specific; RNA polymerase II transcription regulatory region sequence-specific DNA binding
Source: RefSeq, a predicted model, not a curated record
CCCGGGGGCUCCGCGCCCCCCGCGCCCAGGUCCCUCCCCCUUGGCGGGCGCUCGCAGGCCGCGCGGGCAGCGCGGGAGCCCCGGCGGCCUGUGCGCCCCCAGCCGGCAUGGACCCCGAGCGCUGCGCGCCCUUCGCCUUGGGGCCGGCGCCUGGCCCCUAUGCGGCCUCUGGGGACGAGCCUUCAGGCCCCCAGGGGAACCCCGCUGCUGUGUCUCACCUGCACCCCGCGCCGCCCCGCGGCCCACGGCUGACCCGCUUUCCGGCCUGCGGGCCCCUGGAGCCCUACCUCCCGGAGCCUGCCAAGCCGCCCGCCAAGUACCUGCAGGACCUAGGGCCCGGCCCAACGCUCAACGGCGGUCACUUCUACGAGGGCUCCGCGGAAGCUGAAGAGAAGGCCGCCAAAGCCGCCAGCUUCCCCCAGCUGCCCUUGGACUGUCCCGGCCGCCCCACAGACGUACCCUCCACCUUGCAGGGCUCCCCGAGCCCCUGCCUGGCCAGCCUGCGUGUCCCCCUCUCCCCGGGACUCUCAGACUCCAUGGAGUUGGCCAAGAACAAGAGCAAGAAGCGCCGGAACCGCACAACUUUCAGCACCUUCCAGCUAGAGGAGCUGGAGAAGGUCUUCCAGAAGACACACUACCCUGACGUGUAUGCCCGGGAGCAGCUGGCUCUACGCACAGACCUGACAGAGGCUCGGGUACAGGUCUGGUUCCAGAACCGCAGAGCCAAGUGGCGGAAACGUGAGCGGUAUGGGAAGAUCCAGGAGGGACGAAACCCCUUCACGGCCUCCUAUGACAUCUCAGUGCUGCCCCGCACUGACAGCCACCCCCAGCUGCAGAACCCACUGUGGCCCAAUCCUGGGUCUGGGAGCCCAGGGGGGCCCUGCCUCGUGUCUCCAGAGGGCAUUCCCUCCCCGUGCAUGUCCCCGUACUCCCACGCCCAUGGCAAUGUGGCUGGUUUCAUGGGGAUGCCAGCCUCCCCUGCCACGCACCCAGGCAUCUAUUCCAUCCACGGCUUUGCCCCCACCCUGGGGGGCCAUGGCUUUGAGCCCUCUCCGGACGGCGACUGUAAGUCUCCAAGCCUCAUCUCGCUCAGGGUGAAGCCCAAGGAGCCACCCAGCCUGCUGAACUGGACCACAUGAUGAAGUCCCAAGGACACACAGAUGAGGCUGCCCACCCACUUUUGUUUCCCAAUGUUCCCCAUCCACCCACUUCCACCCCCAUGCCUGGACAUCAGGACAUAGCUCUGCCUCUAGGAAGUUCCAGGGAACAUGGGACUGCCACUGAGGCCCUCAGCUCCUGCCUAGGGACUUGCUAGUUCUUUGCUCCUGGAAUAAGCUGGGGAUGCCUGGGAUAACAGGGGUUUCAAGGCAGGUAGGACUGCACCUGCCACCCCAGCUCGCUCUCUCAGACUGGAUGGAAGACACUCCCGGAUUUCUCAGGGCUCUGUCCAGGUCUUCCUGUCAUUUCUGCAGCUGAAACAGCUUAACUGGCUCCUGGUCUGGGGAAGAGAUUGCAGACUGAGUUAGAACGAGCACUCUGGGACAUCAGGGCAGCCAGACUCUGCAGGGGCCAUCUAGGGUCGGCCUUGCCUCUGCUCCCUACCACCAGGGUGCCUGAACCCAAGCCUGGGAAGUAGAGGUCAGCACCCAGGUGCCCGGUGGCCUGCUCUAGCCGCCUCUUCCUCCUGCCCGUGCUGGUCUCCCCGACAUGCUCCAGGCUCAUCUUCCCCUCCAAGGGGACAAAGAUUCCACUGGAAGUCACCAGAUCCACCAGAUUCUCUUCCCUGGGAUUGGGCGGGAGCCGUGCCAUCAAGACUGCUUGAUGCUGGUUGUAAAUGUGUAUAUAGAAGAGGUGCCACCUUGCAUACUAAUAAAGGUAGCGAUGUUGUUCAUGCCUGCUCACAGUGUGCCCUCUGGCUGUGGCACAUGACUGCUUUAGAGGGUGUUUGUCCAGGACCCAGGCUAGCCCAAGACCCCUUUGAGAGGGGUUUGCAAGGGUCCUGGCCUGCAAGUCUGGCCCCAUCACCUGCCUCGCUAUCUGCAGCUUCAGCCGGUACAGGAGGCAGGAAGCAGAGCCCAGCUGUCGGGCCGGGCUUGGGCAGGGCUGGGGAAUGAGAAGAACUUGUGAACUGACUGUGGGAAGGAGCUGGAAUGAAAGAAGGGGGUACUACUGAAUUUUCAGGGCUGCCUAGGGGCCAGGAUCCCAGAGUGAAGGUGGGUCAGCAGCUCCCUUCCUCCCGGCACCCCAGGGCACCUCUGGGCUGUGGGCAGAGAUGAAAGCCAGAGCUCCUUCUCAGCCUAGCUGUUCUCUCCUUCACCCUCACUUUCUGCCUUAUCUCUAAGAGGCAGGAAGACAGAAGCAGGCCCGGCCCUCCCACUUUCCCCAUAAACACAACCACAUUGCUCAGAGUUCAUCCUCUGCCAGCAGCCCAAGAACACAA